UCCUGGCCAUCUCCCAGACUCUUCAUCGUCUCCACCAAAUCCCCACGCCGAUCGAUCUCCAAGAUUUGCCCUGGCACCGAGCGAUUCCAUCUUUCCAAUCAAAAUUCCACUCGCCUGAAUCGGAGCGAGCCUGCCCGCAGUUCCGUCGUCAUGGGCGGCUGGAACCGCAUCUCCAGUGCCGGUGGUCUACUGAAGCCGCUCGCCGGCGUCCCUUUCGCCUCCAUGCCCGGCGCCGGCGCCGCCUACUUCCUCAUCGGCUCCGCGCUCGGGGUCUUCGCGAUGCUGCACGCCUCCGAGUCCGAGGUCGGCCGCGAGUGGGCCUUCGCCGCGCGCUUGGCCGCCCUGUACCGCUCCGUGGGUGCGCACUACGUGCUUGACGUAAUGUCCUUUCUCCUCCUGGCCGCCAAAGUCUGGCGCCUCGGCAAGCGCUGCGACGUGGUGGAGGGGCUCGUGGGGGGUCCGGGCCCCACGGUGCAAGCGGUGCGCGUCAGAGGCGUCGUCUGCACCGUGUGUGGGAGUGGGACGAAGGCGCGGGCUCUGAAGAACGGCAGCUCGGGCCACAUUGUGGAGCACUCCCGGUCUGGCAGCUGCUCCGGUAAGCAUGUUUCGAGGUCGCUGGCUUCUGAGCUGGAGCAGGAGGCCGAUACAGAGGACGAGGACAUCGCGAACGAGGUGACCGACGCGGAAGAGAGCAACUUGGAGCGGCUCAGGCGGCGGCUCGUGCGGGAGAGGAGGCUGAAGGAGGCCGCGCUAGAGGAGCUGGAGAAGGAGAGGUGCGCGGCGGCCUCCGCCGCUGACGAGGCCAUGGCCAAGAUCGCGUGCCUGCGGAACGAGAAGGCGUUGGUGGAGCGCGAGGAUAAGCAGUUCCGGGAGAUGGCCCAGCAGAAGCAGAUGUACGAUCGGCAGGUGAUCGAGUCUCUUCAGUGGAUGAUCAAUAAGUUUGGCAUGCAAUCUUAGGCAUUUCAACUUUAGUAGGAGCUAGGCAUGGUAGGUGAAUAGUAUUUUUUAUGAGUUUAAGCAUUCUUAAUUUUUUAGUUCUCGAAUUAUAACGCACACACAUGUGGCACGAAGCAAUUUCGCCCAUAUAUGUUUUGAUGCCAAUUUUAGAUA
This is a messenger RNA of Triticum dicoccoides, 1110 nucleotides long. RefSeq names its product protein FLOURY 1-like. The record is from RefSeq and is a predicted model, not a curated record. The coding region runs from base 151 to 957 and encodes 268 amino acids. NCBI's taxonomy places the organism in Eukaryota, Viridiplantae, Streptophyta, Magnoliopsida, Poales, Poaceae. The transcript has a single exon.